GUUCGCAACAGCUGUAUGGCAGACCACAAAGCUCGGUUCCAACUUUGUGCAAUAAAAAAAUGACUUUUGUCUCAAAAGGUAACCAUUUGCAUGUGCUCGCCAUCAACAGUCCUUCAGGCCAGCCUGCACCCAGCAGGUAACACCCACUCUUGUCUCCUCGCCAACAACUACAUAAAGCAUUAACCUGCCAGCCCUAAUCGUGUCAUCCCACUAGCCGUUGUCUGAGUUCUCUGUGUUGCUCGCCUCCUUGCCAUUCUUUCUUUUUGCGCCUCCACACAUUGGUUUUCUCAUCUUGCAGCAAGAUAAUUUAUUUAUCACAAUGGAGGCGUUGAAGAUGAGAGUAUUUUUGGCUAUCAUGGUUGUGCUUAUGGCCGUUUCAGCAGUCCAAGAUGUAGCAGCAGCAGAUGCCCCUGCUCCUAGCCCUACCUCUGAUGCCACUACUUUUGUACCAGCUGCUUUUGCUUCUCUUGUUGCUCUUGCAUUUGGGCUUCUUUUCUGAAUGUAAGAUUAUGCAUUAUUUAUUGUUUUUUUUUUCUCUCUUUUUGGCAUGGUAUAUGCUCAUUUAUUUGUUUGAAGCCCUUUCGUCCCAAACAGUACAGGGAUUUGUUUGCAUGGAUGAGAAUUGAGGGACGGGGAUAUAUGAGAGUGUUUUACUUGGGAUUUUCAUUGUUCUUGAUCUUUAUGACGAAUUGAUCAAAAAGAUUCAGAUUGUUGUAACCAAUUAUUAUUUUGUAUUAUAAUUGAUUUGAUUUAUUUGUUUGUGGCUUCAA
Molecule: messenger RNA, 770 nt
Organism: Populus nigra (black poplar)
Lineage: Eukaryota; Viridiplantae; Streptophyta; Magnoliopsida; Malpighiales; Salicaceae
Product: arabinogalactan protein 13-like
Exons: 1
Coding region: 320-499 (59 amino acids)
Source: RefSeq, a predicted model, not a curated record